Messenger RNA from Raphanus sativus (radish), 953 nucleotides. RefSeq names its product protein MULTIPLE CHLOROPLAST DIVISION SITE 1. The record is from RefSeq and is a predicted model, not a curated record. NCBI's taxonomy places the organism in Eukaryota, Viridiplantae, Streptophyta, Magnoliopsida, Brassicales, Brassicaceae. Gene Ontology annotation, biological process: chloroplast fission. Gene Ontology annotation, cellular component: chloroplast inner membrane; chloroplast. The coding region runs from base 105 to 851 and encodes 248 amino acids. The transcript has 4 exons.
GGUGAAGGAGUGCAGAAUCCUCAGAAUGAUGAUGAUGUUACCACGACUCAGAGUAGCACCGCUCAUCUCAUGAUUCCGAGAAUUCAGUUUCGAGAUUCCGGAGUAUGAUUACCACGCUUCCUCCUGUCGUCUUCGUGAUGAAGAAGUGCUCAGGUAACAGCAUUUGGAUUGGGAUCAGCAUCGUAGCUACUCUUUUGGUCGCUUCUAUACGAGCUUAUGCAGUAAGAAAGUCUAGAGAUAACCGUCCUCCUGGCUCUGUUACUGAUCUCGUGAGACGUGGCCAGCUUAGAUCUGGUGAUAGAAGAGGCAUCUCAAAGUCCCUUGAUUACGAAGACCCAUUCAACAACCCUUUUGUUAAACUUGGCAAAGGAAGCUCAACGGUAGAGAUGUGCGGGAAAGUUUAUAAGUUAGCUCCAGUCACCCUUACAGAGAAAGAACAGUCCGUUCAUCAGAAAAGAAGGUCACGAGCUUACCAAUGGAAAAGACCGACGGUUUUCCUCAAAGAAGGAGACUCAAUACCGCCUGAUGUUGAUCCUGAUAUAGUUAGAUGGAUCCCCGCCAAUCAUCCGUUUGCAACCACGGUCAGCGACAUCGAUCAGAACCUUGCUCAGAACAAUGUGUACCAGAAGCAAGGUGUUCCUUUCCGGAUUCGCGCUGAGCAUGAAGCUAUGCAGAAAAAGCUUGAAGCUUUACAAAACGAGGAGAAGUUGAAUAAUCUAGGAAUUGACAGUCAAAAUGCCAGAGAUUUUCAGAGGCCACACAAGUUCUCAGGCAAGCUUGAAGAUGAGAAUGUACAGAAGAGUUCUCAGGAGAAUCAUACUGGCGAUUCAUCCUCUGAGGAGACGCACUAAAGCUUUGUAAAUAUAGCUUUGGAGAUCACACUUGCGUCCCAAGAAACUUGAGAUAUUUUUGUAGUGAACCUUCAAAAACCCAAAUCUAUGUUUUCAUUUGCU